AUGAACUGCUUCCUCGACGCCACCAAGUGCAAGAACCCCAACCGCGCCUCCGAGCUCCCGCGGGCCACCACAGCGUGCGCCAUCUGCAACACGACCAACGCGCAGGGGCGGCUGUGCAGCGGCGGGCUGUGCACCGUCAACGCCACGGACCUGGUGGCACUCGGCGCUCCCAACAGCGCCGCGUCGCCCUCCCUGCCGCUCAUCUGCGUGGGCGCGGCGUUUGUGGCGAUGGACUCGGUGCAAGCGGGCGCCAUGCUGAACCUCAAGGCGUCGCUGGGAGUGACCUUCACCGACUGGAAGGCUGACUCGCCCUGCUCCCUGCCUGGUGCUGUUGCUGCUGGGUCGUGGAGCGGAGUCACCUGCGACGCCACUGGAAAAGUGCUCGGCAUCCACAACGCUGCUGGUGCUGAAGACGGUGCUGGGAGUGACGGCCACGGACUGGAGUGCAACGACGGUGGUGCUGCAGCCCAAGGCGCUGAAGAGCAGCAGCGUGCCCCUGGCCACCACUGUGGGCGCCUGCACCGUCGAGGGGCAGACCCCUGCUCCUGGCUCCUGGACCGGCGUCUUCUGCAACUCCGCUGGCGCCAUCGUCGCCCUGUUACUGCCGAACCAGAAGCUGACUGGAAGCCUGUCGUCGGACAUCAGCAAGCUCACAGCUCUCACCGCUCUCGCGCCGCUGCCGACUGCAACGUCUGCGGCUCCACCGGGGCUGCGGGCACGCUGUGCGGCGGUGGCUUCUGCACGCCCAAUGCUACCAUUCCGGCCGGCACGGGCACGCCCAACACGGAGGGGCAGGCGGUGCUGCCGCUGUUCUGCCAGGGUGGCCCCAUCGAGCUCACCAUGCGCGGCGCCAUGCUCAACCUCAAGGCGUCGCUGGGGGUGACGCUCACUGACUGGCUGGGCACCUCGCCGUGCAACAUCGCAGGGCAGAGCACCGUGCCGGGGGCGUGGUCUAACGUGGUCUGUGACACCGCGGGCAAGGUCGUGAGCAUCCCUGAUGGCCAGGGCACUCUGUGCGGCGGCGGGCUGUGCGUGCCGAAUGCUACGGAUGCUGUGGCGGGUAACAGCGUCCCCACGCUGUCAACUCCCAUCAUGUCUAUGUAUUGCACGGGGGUCAUCAUCGAUGCCGCCUCAGGUGAUGCACUUCCCUGCCUGCACCCUUUUUCCACGCCACCUUUAUGCACCCUCGCUAUGCCACCACCAUGCCAUGCAUUGUGUGUGCUGCUCAGCAGCCAAUCGUCCCUUCCCAUGCAUGCUUCCUCUCUCCCCGUGUCUUGCUCUCCUCUUAAACCUCCCGCCCUUGUCUGGCUCCUUGUCUGGACCAACCCUUACACUGCACCAGUCACGGCGCUGGGCAACAUAAAGGCAGCGCUGGGAGUGACCUUCACGGACUGGACGGCCCCUACGGCGCUGCUCAAGCCCAAGGCGGCUGGCAGCACUGGCAGUGGCAGUGUGGCGCUGACAGACUGGCUGACCACGGGUGGCUACUGCACCGUGGAGGGGCAGACCCCCGUCGCUGGCUCCUGGUCCGGCGUGCUCUGCAACGCCCUUGGCCAGCCCGUCAACCUGUCAGUGUUCUUGCACCUAGGUGACUUUUGA
Messenger RNA from Closterium sp. Yama58-4, 1599 nucleotides. NCBI's taxonomy places the organism in Eukaryota, Viridiplantae, Streptophyta, Zygnematophyceae, Desmidiales, Closteriaceae. The record is from the annotation of a GenBank genome assembly.